GUAAUCGAUAUUUGCAACCACACCAGUGCCACGCCAGUAUUUCACAAUAGGCGGACAAUAACUGUGCGAUUACUAGCACAAUAAUGGCAGCUUUUUCCUUGUUGGCAUUGGCCAUUUCAGCUUAAUGAUUUGUACAAACCAGUUCGAUCUGACGACCACAUUUUCUGAUCCGUAAUGUGCUGGACAAGUACCUUUCACUGCGGUAAAUGUUCCACUAAAAGUUUGUCCUUAGUGGUUGAACCGGCUCCACUGCAUCCUGUUGCUAGGUUAUUGUCCAUCCACGCAGAAACCGAGUCACUUUCAUGCACGGGCCAUGAGGCAGACCUUGUGUCUUGCAAACUUGGCGAUCACCCGGUGCCGUCGGCUGAACUUUGUUCCGAGAACGGAAAGAAAAAUGUCAACUUGAACAUGACAUUGAUGUUCUGUGCAACAGAAGAAGAAUUGUUGACUUGUAACAUGGGUGAUUCAGAUUCGAACCAGUGCAAAAGCCUUGCGACAAGAAGCACCAUAGCAGGAGAAAAGGUCAGUAUUCAGGCUCACGAUUUUUCUCCUUCGCUUCGAGCAAAACUUCUUAUCGAAGAUCCAUUGUUAACUACACUUGCAGAUAAACCAUAUCAUCGACUGGCCAGUUUGAAACAUUUUGAAGAGUAUUCUUCCACAACUGCCCCAUUUUUGGAAACUCUUGGCUCUUUAGAAUCAGCGAAUUCACCCAAACGGUUCACAUAUGGUAGUUCUACGAUCCCAAACAUGAGUUCUACUAUUCUGUUCGACGAACUCCAUCUGAGUACCACGACCACCACCACGGCGGGUAUGAAGUGUACUCGUAUGGAGCAACACACGGGCAGGAGGAAGUGUGGCACUCCAUCUGCUGAUCGACUCUUCGCUGCAGAGUCGCUGGACGGUCGACCACGUGUUCCUAGUGGACUGCUUCCGAAAGAAAGUUCCGACGCUUACGACCCUGCAUACCCCUCUGAAUUUCUAGUUGCCGAUCAAAAUCCUGGCUGCACCUCAACAACGCAUGAAGUUCGCUGGACACAAGCGGAGCAAGACACCUUGCAGACGGACGGCACUACUGGACCUUCUAUUCCGGUACCGAAUACUCGUGUUAGCCUCGUGGGGCACUAUGCAGAUGAUUCGUGGCAUGCGUUGCAUCCUACAAACGUGCCAGAUCUAGCGCCAUGUCUAGAAAACACUGAACCAGAGAUUGCAUUUCUUUUGCCUCCAAAUUACCAGGCGUGCUCGAACACACUUUCACCGAAUGUAAGUAGACCAAAUGUAUACCGGUCUUUUACAGAUGGCCCAUCAUCUCCUUUUGAUCACUCGCUCCCUAUCCCUACGGAUGUACCAAACUUAACUCAAACUCUAAAUGACUGCUCUUGGCUAGGUGAACCUACGUGCCCUGCCACACACUAUGUGGCAAUCCCUGAGCGUUGCUCUUCGUCCUCCACUUUGGAAUGCGAUAAAGAUGGUCCGACAAGCCUACUGGUGCAACAAUCGCUGACAAGACAUACAACAGUGUGUCCUUUCACCUGCUCCUAUUCCCCAGUGACCUCUGUCACCGAAGUCCGGCCAACGUGUGCCCGAUGUGAAGCGCAGCUACACGCUCGCAAAAUGACAAAACAGAGAGGGACGCAAACAAUAACUGCGCCGAAUUUUAUGGUUACUCCAAAUAGGUCUACUGGACCUCAACUUACUCACAUGACACCUUGUUUGUCCACCAGUGCACCGGUUGGUAGUGAGCCGCCUUCCAUGAGAGUGCACGUUAAGUUUGAGGCGAAUGGGACGUAUCUAAUUCAAACGGUCAUACCAGGUGCAGAAUCUACCGGGAUGACAACAUCAGCACUUUUGCGUUCUGUCCUAACUCCAUCGGAUAAUGAUAUUCGCCCAGAGAAGUUAGCACCGUUGCGCGUUCGACAACUUCCUCGCAAACCAGUAACGCAUUUCGAGCCGUUCGAAAAGUUGCAGAGUGCCUCGACCCACGCGUCGAAAUCAUCUAAAUCAAAGAGAUCUAACAAGAUGAAAAAUUUAGAUAUUAAUAUGCUUAACGGUUCAGUGACUGACAUUGCCAGCAGUACAGGAGAAUGCGAAGGAAAUUUGAUCGAUUUGUCCAAGCUGUUCUGUUGUACUUAUGUGGAGGUGUCACUUAAGCGAAAUUUACAAAGUGUGGCCCCUCCCUCUUGUUUGACGGAUGUGGAUGCACGUAUGGUCCACACUUUACUGGAACACAAGUUACAGAACGCUGUUGCCACGAAAUUUAUGUCAUCAUCCAUAAAAUCCAAACCCUCUGACACUAGUUCAUUAAGUUCUACCUAUCCGCCACCUCUCAAUGAGAGCGGGGAUGUGAGGUCGGCCACAAACUUCACGGAUUCUUCAACGCACCGAACACUCAUGGAUCCAGCGGUCAAAAAGCGCCCAAGAGAGUUUAAGAGCUUCCUUGUCAGAGUUGGAAACAUCUACAAGUACUUACCCAUAAGAACCGUCUCUAAAACGAGGGCUUGUGGUGGUGUGUACAUGUUCACCUCUGGGCCACGUCACGUUCGACCACCGAAGCCGUGGUGGGAUCACAUCCAGAAGGAACAGCGAUUGUGUAACCACAGCAGUGUGGCUGCAUGGAAAAUUGACACGCUUCGGCUCGUCGUUGGUGGGUUACUCAAUCACGACUGCCAUUUGCAUGUUUUGGUGAGCUCGAACGAUGGACGUUUGGGUGUGGUUUACGAUCAUGGCAUAGGUCUGUUAGCGGAACUUGUGCAAAAGGGCACGCGUUAUGCGAGCAAUCAGACAGCUAGGUCAAGCACUGGAAAGUCGGAAAAUUCAUGCAUCCAAGACUCUGUCAGAAUGCAUUUCAGAGCUCCAAUUUUGGCUCGAUUGAUAGACUCAGAGAUGCAUGAUGUGUCUUCCGUCGUCGGUUUAAAUGAUUUGGGCCUGGGAGUGUCUCUGACUUCUAAACGUGGAAACAUGAAGUUUAGUAAAAGUGUGGAUACUAUCACCUUGUACACCAUGUCUGAACAGUUUAUACCUGAUCUACAGCAAGUUAGAAAACUUUUGAUCGGAGUCAGACGCUUGAGGGAAUUGAGUAUGGAGUUGGCCCGUUCUGCUCAUCAGCUAAAGCGACUUGUCAUGCCAGUGGAAUCAAUGGAUUAUUUGCUCCAUCUGCUUCGUAAGCGAGCAAGCAAGCUGUUUGUCACUUCCAACGAAUUCCUCUCUCGUGAUUUCGGAAAAGCGCUUCGCUCAGUUUACACAUCUUAUCACGGGUCGCUGGCACAUUGCAUACGUGGAAACGCUUACUGCCCGAAGGAGCAUCAUCCCAGAGCUACCGAUCCAGAUGCAUUCAAUGUUUUCCGUGAGCUGCUAGAUCCUAUACUCGGCAACUUUGCCCUGUGCCUCAACGCUAGAUCACAGCCACUUUCAAACUAUGAAAUACCAAACAUUGCCCGCCCAAAGGCAGAUUCUCGUUAUUUAUUGCGUUAUCGUGUUCGUUUUGCCCGUAACCUUGCUGGUUUCGGAUUCCCUCCCGUAAUGAGUAGACGAGAUUUUGAGUCCGUGGAACAGCUUUGCAAAGAUGCUCUACUCAGCUGGAAGGAAGAGGGAGUUGGGUGUUGGUACCGGCUGUGUGAAUUUGAGGAACAAAACCCCAGCCUGUUCAAGAAUUUGCAACGAAAACAGCUCCUGAUGCCAACGCAAAAUGCGGUACGCCAGAGCAGUGGGACCGCUCGGUUUUGGCCACAAGGUAGGAGUGUGUAUUUGGCACCGAAAAAUUACAGUAACUGUGAUUUGGUCGCGCAGAUUAACGGAGACGAUCAUCUGCGUGUGCUUUGUAUUGAUUGGACAGGAAAACAGCCUUACCUUGCUUACUCAAGGGCAACUAAAUUGAUGUCUUGGCUCGAUUCCAGGCUACAGUUCAGUCGGAGUGCUCAGUGGGGUUUCCUGAGCCCUAGCUUGCGUAAUGUUGGCACUGGAAUGCAACUCAGUGGUUGGCUUCGUAUGAACACACUGGAACACAACGUGGCCAGUAUUGAACGCUUGUGCACUAGAUACAGGCUUCAGGUAUGCUCUACAUGUCCACAUGGCCUCACCUCUCAUUAUCGCUUAUUGGAUGUUGCUCCAAUUUCAACGCUUGGACGCACCGAGGCCGAAGUUAUGUUGUGUUUUAUGGAGUCGAUGCAGCGUGUCUGUCGUUGGUACGAAAAGUCUCUUCGAGAUUGAUCCGUGGCAGUCGUACGCUAGCUAACAGCUUUCAAAGUGAAUCUACCAAUGUGGAUUGAGGAGGGGCAAUCAUGGCAUGCAUGCGAGGUUUACGCACUGCCUCGGUGAAUCUGUUUCGCUAUAUGUUUCAUCGAGUCCCAUCAAUUCCUUCUGCUCCCAGUGUUGUCUUGCUUGAAAAUUACUUUAGUUUGCAUUUAUCCAUGUGAUAAUAAAGCUUGCUUUUAGCAACCAUAA
This is a messenger RNA of Dicrocoelium dendriticum, 4437 nucleotides long. The record is from the annotation of a GenBank genome assembly. Lineage: Eukaryota; Metazoa; Platyhelminthes; Trematoda; Plagiorchiida; Dicrocoeliidae.